Molecule: messenger RNA, 866 nt
Organism: Suillus plorans
Lineage: Eukaryota; Fungi; Basidiomycota; Agaricomycetes; Boletales; Suillaceae
Exons: 1
Source: RefSeq, a predicted model, not a curated record
UGUCCACCUAUGCCUCCACCCCCACCUUCGCAGCCAGCAUUGAUUCUUGAUGCUGCACCCUCUGACUUGGACGUCCGUCUGUCCCCACCCUUGGCCUCUUUAUCGGAAGUUCCUGAGCCUCCUGCACAAGUCCAGAAGGGCAAGGGUCGUGCUGUUGAGCUUCCAGAUGCUAGUGAACCUGUGCAGCUUCCUUCACGCAUGGUUGCUGGCCCAUCACAACCCAAAGCCUGAGCAGCACCACGCUAUGCAAUGCAGAUGCCUGCCAUCUUUACGCAGCAAAAUGCUCGUGAAGAGGAAAUGAAUGAAGAAAGGCGCCAAUGUGAACUUGAAUGUCUUCAGGCUGUGGCUCGGGAGAAGAACACUGUUGUGGUGUAUGCAUGGACUCAGAAUGGUGUUGAGCCCAUAAUUUACGAAUUUCAAGACGGCUUCAAACUACCCAACUUCUACUUCACACUCUCGGUCCUCCAAAAAUUAUGCAUGACCUCUGAGGUCCCCGAUAUUCCUGCUCCUGCAAGGAUUGCUCCUAUCCAGCGGUACAACCGUGCCCUCGACACAUGGACAUGGUUUGAUGUGGGCCACAUGGUCACUCUGCAUGAGCGCGAUGCUGGCAUCCUCUUUGUGAGGGAUGCACGUGUCAGGGAGUGUGUAGACUUUGACCGGCACCUUCACACACUGACACGCCCAGUAAGCGCUAACCUCAUGACAGACCUGACGAGCAAACGGAAGUAUGUGCGUGCUGCAUCUCUUGCACGGAGCUCACGUACACCAUCUCUACCUCCUACCAAUCCUGUGCCACAUACUCGCAAACCUCGCUCUGGUAUGCCCUCACUGUCGCCAGUCGCAUCAGACAAUGAGCAUGAAGUGCC